AUGGCUUGUCUCCCUCCGAGAAAAACACCUUACAAUAAAAUUUCGAAACAAGACGCAAACCCACUUCAAAUACUUUUACAAAUGGGUUUCCCUAAAAACCGAGCUUUGAAAGCUUUGGCGGCUACUGGCAAUCGUAGUGUCCAAUUGGCGUCUGACUGGCUCUUGACUCACGUGAAUGAUGCACACAUAGAUACUGAGGAGCCCCGCGAGUACAUAUUGUAUGCCAGCCCAACUGGUCCUCUUUUGAUUCAAUUACUUAAAUUCUGGGACAAAUCAAAAAUUGAAGGAUGGAAUGGAGCACACAAUUUUCCUCCACAUAUCACUCUUAUUCCCUUUUUUAAGGCAGGUGAUAAUGUCUCUCUGCAGUUAGGUAAAGCAGUUAAACAGGCAGUGGAAACUGUGGGAUUACCUCCAUCAUCUACUUUAAAAUGGGAGCCUUACAUGUCACCUAAUUUUAUGGGACUUUUUAUUUCUGAUGAACAUGCAGAAUAUUUAAACAAAAUUGCCUUGCAAUAUGCUAGAUUGGUUUCCUCUCUUUCGGGUGUAAAGAUACAUAAUAAUGGGAGCUCAGAAAACUGCACAGUACCUGAAGAACAUUCUAAUUCAUCUAUUACCGAACCACAGACCAAGUCUCUACACUUAACUUUAGCUUACCAUUUUGAUGUGUCAUCAUAUGAUGGUCUGAAAAAGUUGGUGGAUGAGAUAGAGUUAACCGAAGUGGAAUCACCUACUUGGGAGAUACGAUUAUACUCUCGAGAUCCACGAUUUGCUAAUCAUCAGGUAUAUAAAGUAGUGCAGAGUUAUGUGCCCGAAGCCAGUGACGAAUUGGAGCUGGUACCAGGUGAUUAUGUGUACAUUGAAGAGAACCAAUUCGAUAGUUCUCCCGACGGCUGGGUGUUCGGCACUUCUUGGCUCACUGCCAAGUUUUCGCGUCAGAGGUCUAAGUGGGCAGUUGCCGGGCGUGUACACUCGUCGUACACCGAUUCCGACGCUUGGACGUUGCAUCGCGCCAUCUCCUUGACUACAAAUAAGAGCAGUGACAGUAAAUUCGAUUCAGGCUCGAAUAAUAACGUAGAAAUGGCGACAAACUACCCGCACGAAGACGCGGAGAAACUUGGCUAUGAAAAAUCCGAAGAAACAUAUAAAGUAUGGGAACAAUAUUGGAAAACUGCUAUAGAACAUAAAACUGAAAAUAUUUUAAAUGCCACCCAAGAUGCGGAAGGAAAAACCAAUGGGGCCAGCAAAAACGGAGACAUGAAUGUAGGCAAAAGUGGCAAAAGCAAUGGUGUAGAUGAAAAUAGCAAAGCAGAUAGGCGUUGGAUAUUCGCAAUGCGUCACGGCGAGCGCGUCGACCUCACGUACGGCUCGUGGGUGCCCUUCUGCUUCGAUGAAAACGGCGUCUACACGCGCAAGGAUCUCAACAUGCCGUUGACUCUCGCUCAGCGAGAGGGCGGAGCGGAGUCGUACGCCAAGGACGCGCCGCUGACCCGCGUGGGGCAGAUGCAGGGGUACCUGGUGGGCGAGGGGCUGCGCGCCGCCGGCGUGUCGCUGCGGCACGUGUACGCGUCCCCCUCGCUGCGCUGCGUCGAGACCGCGCACAACCUCCUGCAGGGUUUCCGAAGUGAUCCAUCCCUGAAAGUUCGAAUUGAACCUGGUCUCUUUGAGUACAAGAUGUGGCACGCAGCAAAAGGCAUGGGACCUUUCAUGACACCCAUGGAAUUGCACAAAGCUGGCUACAAUGUGGAUCUGAACUAUAAACCAUAUGCGGAAAUGGAUGUUCAUGCCCCUGAAACUAUAGAAGAAUUCUAUAAAAGAAACGAGCUUGUCAUACAGUCAGCUGUGAAGGACACCGAGGCUGAAGGUGGCAAUAUAAUAUUCGUGGGGCACGCGACAACCCUAGACUUAAUGGUGACAGCCCUGAAGCGUCUGCAGCAAGGCAAGGCGCAGUACCCCGAGUACCAGCUGACCAAGUUCCUCAACCGUGUGCCGUACUGCGCGCUGGCCGCCAUGCGCGACCGUCCGCUCGAGCUCGUGUCGCCGCCCUGCCCGCCGUCCAUCAACUCCAGCUCCGGACGGUUCGACUGGAAAAUGUUGAUGGAUAUUGCUAAUGAA
Molecule: messenger RNA, 2112 nt
Organism: Brenthis ino (lesser marbled fritillary)
Lineage: Eukaryota; Metazoa; Arthropoda; Insecta; Lepidoptera; Nymphalidae
Source: the annotation of a GenBank genome assembly